AACACUUCUACUGGCCCCUGGGCCAUUAAAGCCUCUGUGCUGUGGGAGAAAAAAAAAAACACUUCUACUGAGAUGCAGUCCAAUGGGAGGUUAUACAAAGUGGAUGAAUGAGGCAGAACAAAUCAGUGAUACAGAAGAUAAAAUGAUGGAACAUAAGAGAGCUAAAAAGAAGAAAGAGAAGUAAUGAAAGAAAGAAAGAAAAUGAUCAUGAAGGGAAACUCAAAAACUCUGAAAAUCCAUAAAAUAAAAUGUUAUCCAUAUUAGAAGGGUCCCAGGAGAUGAGGACCAGGAGAAAGGGGCAGAAGGUUCAUGGAAGGACCUGGAUUGAGGUAAAAUGGCGGGCUCGUGGUGAGCGGCUGUCAGGAAUGAAAAUAGAUAUAUGCCUUGAAGAAGAUUGUAAAAUAGAUUUCUCUUCAAGUCAUCUUCUUUCAUACCACCCGAUAAGGAUCUUGAUUCACCAUGGCGUUAGCAGCAGUAAAAUGGGUGAUAUCAAAUAGAACUCUCUGGAAACAUUUAUUUCCAAUUCAAAACGGAGCUUUAUAUUGUGUUUGUCAUAAAUCUACAUAUUCUACUCUACCAGAUGACUAUAAUUGCAAAGUAGAGCUUGCUUUGACAUCUGAUGGCAGGACAAUAGUGUUCUACCACCCUUCUGUGGACAAUCCAUAUGAACAUACACAACCUAUCCCUCGGCCAGAUCCUCUGAAUAAUAAUGAAGAAAUACAUGACCAAGUGCUGAAAACCAGAUUAGAAGGAGAAAAUGAGGACUUGGAACAAGGACCCAUGAUAGAACAACUUAGCAAAAUGUUCUUUACUACUAAGCACCGUUGGUAUCCUCAUGGACAGUAUCAUAGACGUCAUAGGAAACUGGAUCCUCCAAAAGACAGAUGA
Neogale vison (American mink) is the source of this 888-nucleotide messenger RNA. RefSeq names its product 39S ribosomal protein L42, mitochondrial-like. Gene Ontology annotation, cellular component: mitochondrial large ribosomal subunit. The transcript has a single exon. Lineage: Eukaryota; Metazoa; Chordata; Mammalia; Carnivora; Mustelidae. The coding region runs from base 460 to 888 and encodes 142 amino acids. The record is from RefSeq and is a predicted model, not a curated record.